This is a messenger RNA of Colletotrichum destructivum, 2100 nucleotides long. RefSeq names its product Putative tRNA (guanine(37)-N(1))-methyltransferase, SAM-dependent methyltransferase TRM5/TYW2-type. The record is from RefSeq and is a predicted model, not a curated record. Lineage: Eukaryota; Fungi; Ascomycota; Sordariomycetes; Glomerellales; Glomerellaceae. Gene Ontology annotation, molecular function: tRNA (guanine(37)-N1)-methyltransferase activity. Bases 55 to 1434 code for a protein of 459 amino acids. Gene Ontology annotation, biological process: mitochondrial tRNA methylation; tRNA N1-guanine methylation. The transcript has 6 exons. Gene Ontology annotation, cellular component: cytoplasm; mitochondrial matrix.
UUUUCCUUCAGCCUUGCCCCUCCAUGACUGUACCCGAUCACCGACUCUUCAAACAUGGCGAGCCAAGAAUCCGAUAUGAUUAACCUGCGGGCGCCUCUUGCGCGCGCUGCCACCAUCCUGGACCGGUCGCUCUUCUCCAAGAAGUUGGAGCUUGCCGCCGCUACGGUCAAGGACCCACGCAACAUCUCCAAGUACCGCAAGCAGCUGGAGAAGUCCAAGGAGCUUCUGCGACUCGAUCGUUUGGACUCUUGCAGGAACGAUCCCAAGGCCCCUGGCCUGAAGUGUCUCCUGCUGCGCCCGGGCAUCAAAGCCGAUGCGCCGACGACAUGGGGCCCCAUCUUUCAAGAGGGCGUCAAGACCGGUGAGCUGGACGUUGUACCUUACGACUUGGAACUCGACUAUGACUACUGGUCCUAUCUUGACGUGAUGACAUCCAUACUGCCGGAGGAGCUCCACGUGGAGAUUCCCGUUGGCUUCAACACCGCCGGUCAUGUCGCGCAUCUCAACCUGAAGGACCCGUACCUCCCGUACAAGAAGAUCAUCGCCGAGGUCAUUCUGGACAAGAACCCCAAGAUCCGCACGGUCAUCAACAAGAUCGACGAUGUCGGCAACGAAUCCGUCUUCAGGACGUUCGCGUACGAGGUUCUCUGUGGGCCCGACGACCUGAACGUCGAGGUCAAGGAGAACGACUGCGUCUUCCAAUUCGACUAUGCCAAGGUGUACUGGAACAGCAAGCUGGAGCCGGAACACACAAGGCUCAUCAGCAAGUUCAAGCCCGGCGAGGUCGUUGCCGACGUCAUGGCAGGCAUCGGACCGUUCGCCGUCCCAGCUGGAAAGAAGGGUGUGUUUGUCUUCGCCAACGACAUGAACCCGGAGAGCUACAAGUAUCUCACCGCUGCGGUCGAGAGGAACAAGGUCUCGCAAUACGUCCGCCCGUACAACAUGGACGGCCGCAAGUUCAUUCAAGAGGCCGUCCAUCAGGUCUACGACGCCUCAAGUCGGGGAGAAGGCGCCGUGAUCAAGGCCAAGCAGUCCAGGAGCAAGCCUCAGAACCCGGCUCCCGAGCCGAAGCGCAUCCCGAUCCCGCCUACCAUCUCACACUUCGUCAUGAACCUACCCGCUUCGGCUUACACGUUCGUCAACCACUACAAAGGCAUCUACCGCGGGCACGAGAAGCUCUUUGAGCCGCACACGUCGACCAAGCUCCCGAUGGUCCACGUACACUGCUUCGCCCUCAAGAGCGACGACGAAGUGCCGCUGAACGACAUCCUCGAACGCCUCCACGCCGAGAUCGGCGUCCGGUUCAAGGUCGGAGACGCAGACAAGUACGGAGAGGUGGACAUCUACAACGUGCGGGACGUGGCCCCGAAGAAGCGCAUGUUCUGCGCCAGCUUCCGCAUCCCGCCCGAAGUCGCCUUUGCCGAGGGCAGCUGAGUGAGCAACCGUUCGUUCGGUCUUGGGAGAAUGCCGCCUCGCAGCAUCGCCUGGUCGAGUCAAGCCACGAGCGGGUAUAUGGAUGCCUGUUUGGUAGCACAAUCAUUGUUGUGAAACCGUUAGUAGGGCCGUCAACCCGUAUUCCACUCGCGCCACGCCGGAGCGCGGCCCCCCGGCUCACCCAGACCCCACCAGACCCCGCGCCGCUUUCAUUUGCAUUUGCAGCCGGUAGUACGAGAUGGCAAGGUCCGUACGACGGUUUCACCCCUUGGUCCCCCAGCCUCGAGGGCAGGCGAGGAGAUUGCCUGACCGGUGGUGGUGCAAAAAGGAGGGGCUGGUUUCGAACCGAGAUAACGCAAAGGCGUCCUGACGAACUCAUGACGGACAUCUGGCUGCGUUUGGUCAUAUGGUGGAGACAGCAGCUGCUGCACCAAGAAGAGAAAAGAAACAACAAUAACAACAACAACGACAACAAUGACAAGCAGAAGAAGAAGAGGAGCAGGAGCAGGAGGGGCGAGCGGAGCAGAUGCCCCUCCCUCCCGGUUUCGUCUCGGCGGUUCAGGCCACGAACCAAAUGCUGCCCCAAUGGCUGCAUUGCAUACGCCUGUUCGGACAUAUAUGCAAAUAUUACCACUUACCCUUUCCAUCUGCAUAUGCGGCUACUAC